Cuculus canorus (common cuckoo) is the source of this 2780-nucleotide messenger RNA. RefSeq names its product low density lipoprotein receptor (gene LDLR). The coding region runs from base 58 to 2676 and encodes 872 amino acids. The transcript is spliced from 18 exons. NCBI's taxonomy places the organism in Eukaryota, Metazoa, Chordata, Aves, Cuculiformes, Cuculidae. Gene Ontology annotation, molecular function: calcium ion binding; protein binding. The record is from RefSeq and is a predicted model, not a curated record.
CCGCGCCGCCCUUCGAACGCGGUUUCCCUCUUCGCUGCGAUUCGAACCGCGGAGGCGAUGGAGCGAAUGCGGACCGGGACCGCGGUGGCGAUUCUGGUGCUGAUGGCGAUGGCGGCGCCGGGCGCCACCGGUGAGUGCGGCCGCGGUGCGUUCCGUUGCGGCGACGGCUCCUGCAUUCCCGGCGCGUGGCUCUGCGACGGCCGUGCCGAGUGCCGCGACGGCUCCGACGAAGACCCCGAGAGCUGCGAUUCGCUCUCCUGCUCUCCGGCCGAGUUCCGGUGCGGCGGCCGCCGGAGCCGCUGCAUCCCGGCGCUGUGGCGCUGCAACGGACACCGCGACUGCGAGGACGGCUCCGACGAACACAACUGCCCGCCGCGUUCCUGCACCGCGGAGGAGCUGCGCUGCGGCGACGGUUCGUGCGUCUCCGUCACCUUCGUGUGCGACGGCGAAGAGGACUGCGCGGACGGAGCGGACGAAGCGCUGUGUCCCCCCCCGGGCGCCGCCUGCGGCCCCCACGGCGUCCCCUGCGCCGGCGCGGGCUGCGUGCCGCGGCUCUGGGCCUGCGACGGCGACGCCGACUGCGCCGACGGCUCCGACGAAUGGCCGGAACGGUGCGGAGCGCCGCGCGCGCCCCCCCCGUGCCCCCCCCUGCGCUUCCCCUGCCGCUCCGGAGAGUGCGUCCACGCGCGGUGGAGGUGCGACGGCAGCGCCGACUGCGCCGACGGCUCCGACGAGGACGGCUGCGCUGCCGCGGCCUCGUGCCGCCCGGACCAGUUUGGCUGCGGUGAUGGGCGCUGCAUUCCGGCGCUGCGGCUCUGCGACGGCGAAUCCGACUGCGCCGACGGCUCCGAUGAGGACGGCUGCCGCAACAACGACACGGCGUGUGAGGGUCCCCACCGGUUCCGGUGCCGCUCGGGCGAGUGCGUCCCCAUGGACCGCGUCUGCGACCGACGCCGCGACUGCCGCGAUUGGUCCGAUGAACCCCUCAAGGAGUGCGGGGUGAACGAGUGCCUGGAGGGGAACGGGGGGUGCUCCCACGGCUGCGAGGAUCUGCGCCUCGGCCACCGCUGCCUCUGCCCGGGGGGCUUCGCUCUGCGCCCCGACGGCCGCACCUGCGACGACAUCGACGAGUGCCGCGACCCCCGGAGCUGCAGUCAGCGCUGCCGCAACCUCCCCGGCAGCUUCGCCUGCGACUGCGCCGCGGGGUACACACUGCACCCCGAAACCGGCGCCUGCCUUGCCCCCCGUGAGUCACAUCCCCCCCCCGGAACCCCAAUUCCUCCCUUUGCUCCCCAAUUCUGGUGGGGUUUGGAGCGGUGGGGUGUCCCUGGAUUUUGGGGUGCAUUGGUGUGUGCCACAGCCCCCCCCGCGGCGCUGCUCUUCUCCACGGGGGAUGGGAUCGCGCGGCUGCCGCUGCCGGGGGGGUCCCCCCAAAUCCUGCUGUCGCCCCUCAAACACGUGGGGGGACUCGACGCCGACAUCGCCCGCGGUGACGUCUUCUGGAGCGACGGCUCUCGGCACCGCAUCUACCGGUGGUCUCUGGCCAACGGCAGCGAGCCGGUGGCGGUGCUGGAGACGGGAUCGGCGCCGCCGGACGGUGUGGCGGUGGAUUGGAUCCACGGGAAUCUGUACUGGACGGAGUCGCGCGUGGGAGUCAUCGGCGUCGCCAACGCCGACGGCACGCGCCGGAAAACCCUCCUGCGGCAGCCGGGGGCCGUCCCCCACGGCAUCGCCCUCGACCCCCUCAGCGGUUACAUGUACUGGUCGGACUGGGGCGCCCGUCCCGGGAUCGCCAAGGGCGGCAUGGAUGGCUCCGACCCCUCCGCGCUGGUGACCGAAGGCGUCGAGUGGCCCAGUGGGAUCGCGCUCGACCUGGCGGCGCAGCGCCUGUAUUGGGCGGAUUCGCGGCUCCACGCGCUCUCGGCCGUGGACGUGGACGGACGCCGGCGCCGGACGCUGCUGGCGGACACCGCGCUGCUGCCGCAUCCCUUCGCCCUCACCGUCUUCCAGGAUGCGCUGUUCUGGACGGACGCGGUGUCGCGGUCGGUGCUCAGUGUUGGGGCGCGAACGGGCGCUGAACCCCACGUUGCGGCCGAGGGGCUGCGCGCGGCCCAGGGGGUGGUCCUCCUGCACCCCCUGCGGCAGCCGCACGCCCCCCGGCGCUGCCCCCCCCCCGGCGGUUGUCCGUUCCUCUGUCUGACGGCUCCCGGAUCCGUCGGAUUUUCCUGCGCCUGCGCUGACGGCCUCGUCCUGCGCCGCGACGGCUCCUGCGCCCACGCCCCAAAGGACACAGUCCCCACCGACACCACCAAUGCCACCACUGACAGCACCACCAGUGCCACCAGUAAUGACACCAGCGCCACCAGUGCCACCAGUGCCACCAGGGCCAGCAGGGCCAGCGCCGCGGGGAACGCCACUACAGGCCCCACGGACGCUGUGGGGCACCGGACGGGGCUGAGGGUUCUCGCGGUUGUCCUGGCGUUGGCGGUGCUGCUGCCGGGGGGCGCUCUGGCGGCCGCGGGGCUUUGGCGCAGUUGGCGGCGCCGCAGCACCAACAGCAUCAGCUUCGGGAACCCCAUGUACCAAAAGUGGGGAGAAGGGGGAGCCCUGGGCUGGGCCGGGGGGCUCGGCCGCCCCACGCACCAACCCGUCAGUCUGGAGGACGACGUGUCCUGAGAACGGGGAAAGCUCUGCCCCACACACGCGUCCCCGCGCCCACACGCGUGACGGGCCGUGAGCAGCCCGUGAUCCCAUGGGGUCAUACGUGGCCACACGUGACC